Staurois parvus is the source of this 315-nucleotide messenger RNA. Lineage: Eukaryota; Metazoa; Chordata; Amphibia; Anura; Ranidae. The record is from the annotation of a GenBank genome assembly.
UUCAGUACCAAAAGCGGUAACCCCGAGCUACACUCAGGCUUACCAUGCGGCAUUGCUCAGGGAUUCCCUGCAGCACUUACCUUGUCCUUCGCUCCCACGAUGUGUCCCCUGCAGCGUCCCCGUCCAUCUCCUCCAGCCGAUGCCGGCAUCCAGCUUCCGUGUUCUGGUCCCUGUGACGUCGGGAGACACAGGGACCAGUACGGGGCGCCGGAACCAGCGGCAAAUUUAAAAUUUUUAAAAACUGUCAUUUUUUUUUAAAUGAUUAUUACAUAUGCUUUGUCCUGUGCCCCGCCUGCAUUUUGACUGUUCUUUCUG